Parnassius apollo (apollo) is the source of this 2811-nucleotide messenger RNA. Lineage: Eukaryota; Metazoa; Arthropoda; Insecta; Lepidoptera; Papilionidae. The record is from the annotation of a GenBank genome assembly.
AUGGAUAGGAUUCAGUUUACAGUUAACGGCAAAAAAUGUUCUGUGGGCAGCGAAGUUGACUCCGACGUUACGAUAAACGAUUACAUCCGUAACUUUCUGAACCUACGUGGUAUAAAAUAUAUGUGCAAAGAGGGAACUUGUGGUUCCUGUAUAGUCACCGUUGCUACUGAAGAUAUUUAUGGCCACCGAAAGAUAUUCUCUGUGAAUUCUUGUUUGGUCUCCAUCACAUCAUGUGAGGGUUGGAAUAUUAAAACUAUAGAAGGAAUUGGUGGCCAACAAGGUUAUCAUCCUGUUCAGAAAACAUUAGCAGAGUACAACGGUACUCAAUGUGGAUACUGCAGCCCUGGAUUUGUGAUGAGUAUGUACAGUUUACUUGAGAGCCAUAAAUACGGUUUGACCCAAACACAAAUAGAAGAUUCAUUCGGUAGUAAUACAUGCAGAUGUACUGGAUAUAGACCAAUUCUUGAUGCAUUUAAAAGUUUUGCAACUAAUAAGGCCAAUACUAAUCUUCCGGAUAUAGAGGAUUUGAAUAUAUGUAAAAAAGAAGCAGAAUAUAAGAAAGUAGGCGAAAUCGAAAUCAAAUGUGAUAAAAGUUGGUGUAUUGUCAGAAAAGAAAAUUUUGCAGAAAAGAUAAAAAGGAUUUUAUUGAAAGAUAAUCGCGUAUGGUAUCGUGUAUACGAAAUACAAGAUAUCUUCAAAGUAUUCGAAAUGGAAGGUACAGAUUCCUAUAUUUUGGUUAACGGCAAUACUGGAAGAGGCGCUGUGCCCAUUUUUGCAUUCCCAAAAAUCCUUAUAGAUAUAAGGCCAGUGCAAGAGUUGAAGAACUUCUAUAUAGAUCAGAACCUUGUAAUUGGUGCUGGAAUGGCUCUUAACGAUCUCAUAGAUCUUUUAGAACAAGUGUCGAAGAAACAUGAGGAAUUUUCUUAUUUGCAGAAACUCUCCGAGCAUUUAAACUUAGUUGCCCAUAUACCCGUUAGAAAUAUUGCUUCCAUAGCCGGUAAUCUGAUGCUAAAACAUAGAGAGCAAACGUUUCCGUCAGACAUUUUUCUGCUGCUAGAGACCGUAUGCUCUACUUUAACGAUUGCUAGCAUUUAUGGUUCUGAGCAAAUGACUCCAGAGGCUUUUCUUGACAUAGAUAUGACAGGCAAACUAAUAACGCAAGUUAAAUUCCCUCCAUUAUCAAAAAGGUAUAGGUUCAUAUCAUUUAAGGUAAUGCCUCGCGCCCAAAAUGCCCAUGCUCAAGUCAAUGCAGCAUUUCUUUAUGAGCUAGAUCCAAAUGAUCAAGAAACAGUAACAUCUGCUAGAAUAGUUAUAGGCGGACUAUCUUCCAAAUUUGUACAUGCAGUUAACACCGAGAAAUACUUGAGACGAAGAAAGAUAUUUACUAAUGAAACGUUACAACUGGCCCUGCAUGUAUUAGAAAAUGAGCUUACAGUUCAGGAAAUAAGAGGCUUUUUAUCAGCAGAAUACCGAAAAAAGUGUGCGCUAGGUUUAUUUUAUAAGGGCUUACUAAAUCUUAUCUCUGAAAAGAAACUAAAUCCGCGAUACCGAUCUGGUGCCAGAGAUUUUAGAAAAAGUAGACCUCUAUCAAAAGGAUCACAGGAAUUUGACACCAAUCCAAUCAUUUGGCCGUUAAAUGAGCCAAUGCCCAGGCUGGAAGCAUUGAUACAGUGCUCAGGAGAAGCUACAUAUGCAAAUGAUAUUCCCACUAUACCCAGAGAAGUAUUUUGUGCUUUUGUUCCCUCUGAAAUCGCAGUCGGAGAAAUUGAAGACAUUGAUCCAUCGUUAGCAAUUAAACUACCGGGUGUAGUGGCGUUCCUUUCACCAAAAGAUAUACCUGGUUCAAAUAAUUUUAUACCUACAAACAUUGAAGGUGGUUUAGUAAAAGAAGAAAUAAUUUGUGAACGCAAUGUGAAGUACUAUAAUCGACCAAUAGGUAUAAUUGUAGCUGAAACUGAGAAGCUUGCUUAUCGUGCUGCAUUACUCGUAAAGGCGAAGUAUAAAAACAUCAAAAAGCAACCGGUAUUAACAAUUAGUGACGCAAUUACUAGAGAACCUGAACGAGUAUCUGUUUUUAUUAUUAUUCCUGCUAGGGAUAAAGGUGUCAAUGUUCAGAAGGUAAUUAAGGGCCGGAAUAAUAUUUUUUGGCAAUAUCAUUAUCAUAUGGAGACUCAAACUUGUGUCACCAAACCUAAUGAAGAUGGAAUGGAAGUAUUAGCGGCAACCCAAUGGCCAGAUCAAGUACACGUUGGAAUAUCUCAAGUGUUGAAAAUUGCACAAAAUAGAAUAAACUUAUCCGUAAGAAGAUUGGGAGGAGCAUUCGGUGCCAAGAUGUAUCGAAGUGGCAUGAUUGCCUGUGCUUGUGCUCUUGUGACACAUUUAACGAAUCGACCAUGUCGCUUCGUUAUGAGUAUGCAAGCCAAUAUGAGAAUAGUCGGAGCACUUGAAGCAAUAGCCAUGACUGAACAUAUUAUGGAACGUAUAUCGUAUGAGCUCGAUGGAGAUCCCUUACAAGUUCGUCUUAGGAACUUAAAUCCGUUAUACACAGAUGUGGCAGAAAUCGUUUCGACUUUGAUUGAAGAUAGUGAAUAUAAAAAAAGGAGGAAGGAAGUCCAAACCUUUAACAAAUUAAAUCGUUGGAAGAAACGGGGGCUCAGAUUAGCACUUAUGAGCUGGCCUGCUUCAACUGUAAUGGAUUUUCAUAUCUUAGUGACAGUUUACCACGGUGAUGGUUCCGUGGAAGUAAGGCACAAAAGUUGCUCAAACUGUAGCAUACGUACUACAAAUUCCCUUAAACAAAGUGAAGAUUAA